UCCCGCGGAACGUGCUGGUAAGGUUGGACUCGGCGACUGAGGAGAGACGAGACGAGAACGAAUCCCUGCUCUCUGUCUCUCUGUGGAAGAGAGUCAUGGAAGAGUUGAAAUCUGUAGUUCCUGACGGCCUAAAGCAGAUGGUAGCAGAUAGCACUCGUCACGACCUUCCUCGCACUUGUUCUUCUCUUUUUGAUUUUUUUCUUCGGUGGGAACCAUUUCACCGGAUUGUCAAUGACCUGGUGGAUCCGAAUAAGCCCUUUUGGUCUAAGAACAAAGAAGCUGCUUUGGAUUCGAAGCAGAAAGGCAACCAAUGCUUCUUCAGAGGAGAUUACGCCAAUGCUCUCAAUUGCUAUUCCCAGGCACUUCGUGUUGCUCCUGUAGAUGCUGCUGACAUGAAUAAAAAUCUGGUUGCAACCUUGUACGUGAAUCGAGCUUCUGUGUUGCAUAAGAUGAAUCUUUUUAAAGAGUGUAUACGAGAUUGCAGUCGUGCUCUUCAGAUCUCUCCAAGCUAUGCAAAGGCAUGGUAUAGGAGGGGUAAGGCAAAUGCUUCUUUAGGAAAAUUUGAAGAUGCAGUCCAUGACCUUACUGUUGCUAAGGACAUGGAAUUGUCAAUGGGUGGGAAGAAGCAAAUAGAAAGUGAGAAAAAUAUUAUGUUAGACCAUUAUGGCAGAACAAGUUCUUCACCUGUACAAUGCAAUGAAAAAUUGGAAAAGCUGGUAAGAUGUUGUGGAUCAUUUGUGGCAGACGAGCAACUACAAAUAAGACUACGAUGUGUCACCACACCAAGUAAAGGAAGAGGUAUGGUUUCACCAUGUAACAUUCCUCCAGCUUCCUUGGUUCACUCUGAAGAACCAUAUGCUGCGAUAAUAUUGAAGCACUGUCGAGAAACUCAUUGUCAUUACUGCUUCAAUGACCUACCCCCUGACAACGUCCCUUGUGCAUUAUGUUCAAUACCACUUUACUGUUCCCAGCAUUGCCUAAUACAGGCUGGGGGUCAGAUGUCCAAGAACUACCAAAAGAACUAUGAUAUUCUUAAAAAUCAGUCUAAUGAACUUAAAAAUCAUAUUGCCAAUGUUACCUUGGCCGAUGAUCCUGAAUGUGCCAUUGAGCAUAUUUCUGAACAUGAACAUGAAUGUAACGGUGUACACUGGCCAGCAGUAUUGCCAGCUGAGAUAGUUCUAGCUGGUCGAGUACUAGUGAAGUCCAUCAAGCAACAUAGAGGAUCCACUGAUAUUGCUAACUUAACAGGAGUUUUGGAACUUUGUGACAAUUAUGAAAAAAUGCCUCCUGGAAGGAAAUUGGAGUUGCACAUAUAUUCCAUUGUUUUGUUAUGCUGCCUCCGUACUUCUUGCAGCAUUGAAAUUCCAAUAAAUGGAAGCUACAUAACACAGAUUGUCAUACUUAUUUGUCAAAUUAGGGUAAAUUCUAUGACAAUUGUUCGAAUGAAAUUGAAUGAUGUUCCAGAGAAUCUAGAUUAUGGCACAAAGAUUUCAUGUAGUGGUGGCGCUUUAACGAGUAAUGUGGAACAGGUUAGAGUCGGUCAAGCUAUUUAUAGAGAUGCCAGUUUGUUCAACCAUUCGUGCCAACCGAACAUCCACGCCUAUUUCGUUUCACGUACUAUCUUUGUACGAACAAUAGAAUUUGUGGCAGCAGAGUCUCCUGUUGAGAUAUCCUAUGGUCCACAGGUUGGGCUGUGGAACUGUAAAAGUCGUCUUAAGUUUUUGGAAGAUGAGUACUCAUUCCAGUGUCAAUGUUGUGCGUGUUCUGAAGCAAAUCUAUCUGACCUUGUACUGAAGGCUUUUCACUGUGUUAAUCCAAAUUGCUUGGGUAUUGUCUUGAAUAGCUCUGUGGUUAAUUGUGAGGCCUACAAAAUCAAGUGCUUUCUAAGGUCUGCCAAAGAAUGCAACUUGAUCCCUAAUCUUGAGGUUAGAGCAUUCAAUGACAUCCACAAUACGGCUCAUUGUGCAUUUAUGCAAAGUACUAGUUCUCUUAACAUUGAUCCUGGCUAUUGCUUGAAAUGUGGUUCCUAUUGCAAUGUCAAAUCGUCAGAUGAAGCAUCAAAUGAAGCUUGGAUGUGUAUUAGAAGGUUGCAGGAUGCAAUUGUAUUGAAAGAGAUCUCCAGUACUACACUGUCAGAAGCUCUGCGAUCUCUUGCUCUGCUGAGAUCAACAUUGCAUGCAUUUAACAAGCGCAUUGCAGAAGCAGAAGAUAAUGUUGCACAAGCAUUUUGUAUGGUUGGAGAGUUACGAUCAGCACUGGACCACUGUAAAGAGUCAAUUAAGAUCCUGGAAAGACUCUAUGGCCCAAAUGAUAUCACCAUUGGGUAUGAACUUGUGAAACUUGCAUCCAUUCAACUGUCCAUGGGUGACUCUACUGCUUCGGUCAGCGUAGAUCGGAUGAGUGAGAUUUUCUCAUGCUUCUAUGGAUCUCAUGCGGACACAAUGUUCCCUUACCUUCAACAUCUCAAGGAAGAAACAUGCAGACUUGUUCGUUAAUAUGUGUACAUUAUUUAAAGCGACUACUUGAAGUAUUGACAGGGCACCUAAAUGUCAGACUCAUCUUUCUGAAGAUUCUGUAUUGUAAUUUUCCUUUAGGCUUUUGUAGUAUUUAUAUUUUUUUAAAAAUGAUUGUGGAUAAAAGGCCUUCAUGACCUAUAUUGAUGAAUAUUUAUUGUGAAGAUAUUUCUCAAGGUAUUUUCUGUCU
Messenger RNA from Malania oleifera, 2703 nucleotides. RefSeq lists its product as uncharacterized. NCBI's taxonomy places the organism in Eukaryota, Viridiplantae, Streptophyta, Magnoliopsida, Santalales, Ximeniaceae. Bases 96 to 2495 code for a protein of 799 amino acids. The transcript has 15 exons. The record is from RefSeq and is a predicted model, not a curated record. Gene Ontology annotation, molecular function: protein binding.